Penaeus monodon (black tiger shrimp) is the source of this 1037-nucleotide messenger RNA. Its product is annotated as aspartate beta-hydroxylase domain-containing protein 2-like. The record is from RefSeq and is a predicted model, not a curated record. NCBI's taxonomy places the organism in Eukaryota, Metazoa, Arthropoda, Malacostraca, Decapoda, Penaeidae.
AUUGCAGAGAAAUGGAAAGCAUUAGACUCUAAGACUCAGGAGUCCACAUCACUUAGAUCUGAUGCUGUGCAGACAGUGGUGAGGAGGUUGGUUCCAGCUGCGGAGAAGUUGGGAGAAGACAGGACAAGAACCUCGCAGAAAGAGAAAUCACUCCAAUCAGCCUUCCAGAAGCCCACCAUAUUCCCUGUGGAUUUACCAGCCAACCCUUACUGGAAUGAGUUUGAUGUCUAUGGAAUGGAACUCAGACUCCUGAAGCUCAAUUUCAGCAUUAUCUUGAAGGAAUUUGAGUCUGUCUUUGAGGCUCUGAAGGGUGGCGAUAACUGGGGCUGGAAACUGAACGAUAUCCCUCGUGGUCAUUGGUGCAUCUUCCCCUUCAUUGACCAAGGUGUUGUCAAUGAGUCAAACUGCAAGAGAUGUCCCAACACAUCAACCAUGAUUGGUUCAUUGCCAUCAGUCAUGCAGGAUUGUGUGUUCGGCAAUGCCUGCUUCUCAGUGCUGUAUCCAGACUCUCAUAUUGAACCUCACUAUGGCCCUACUAAUCUAAGGUUGAGGUGCCAUUUAGGACUUAAAAUCCCCAGUGACUGCUGGCUGGAGGUGAAUGGCACGCAGCAUAAGUGGAAGCCAGAGGAGACUGUAGUCUUUGAUGACUCCUUUGAACACUCUGCUACAUUUAGUGAGCAGCCAAGUGCAGCCCAAGCAUCUCCAAGAGCAGUGCUGAUUAUUGAUUUCUGGCAUCCAGAUGUUACGAAAGAUGAAAAGAAGAUCUUAUUGGAUCUGUUAAGUCCUUAGGAAUAUAGUCAGAUUUUCUUUCUCUUUUGUAUUUUUAGUGAUUUAGUAAUGUGUUAAAUCUUACAGUAAUUUCCCAAAAUGUAUAUGGUACUUAUUAAACUUUUUUCAUGUACCUGAUUAUAUGAUUUCAAGAAAUAGAUUAAUAAAUAAUUAAGUUUUGAUUGACUGUUCUUCCAUAUUAUAAUUGAUAUUUAUUUUUUCUGUUCAUCUUUAAUCAUCUUUCAUAUAGAAUAAGGAACUAAAUGAAA